AUAACGUGAUCAUAAUAAAUGAUCAGAGUCAUUCUGGGAGAGUCAAGGAUAGACAAAACAAUUGCUGGCAUAGGCCAGAAAUAGCGCGCGCCUUUUACAGCUGUUUAAGCGGUGCCUUUGUGAGACAGCGACAUGUGAAAUUUACCUCUGUAAAGAAACCGAAAAUGCGCACAGCCAGUGAAUCUACAACGGUGGAGUUAUGCGCGCAGUAAGCGUGGGAACGCCGUGUGCAAGAUUUUCUCACUUUCGACUUUAUCUCCGCUCGGAGAAGUCCUUUUUCGAGAAGGCUCUACAAUUGAGUAUACAGAUAAGUCUAAAUAACGAGAGGAAAUCCCAGUAUAUCGAAAGAUGGGAAAGCGGAAAUCAAGCCAGAGCCGGGUGGCCCGCCAACCAAAGAUUGCUAGGCCUAGACAGUCUACAAGAUUAAGGCAGUCUAGCAACGACACCACUCAAGACGUACUCGGCACCUCAACUCCCCGGCGGGCGGGGCGGCCAAAACGGGCGAGGCACUCGAGCGGCAACCCCAACAGUGGACGCUCAGCCACUACCAGCAUAAACCCGGCUCCGGAGACUGACGGACCACAAUACAGUGGAAACGAGACAACUGGAGCGAACCAGUCAUCAAGCCAGCCGCCUUCACAUGCACAGCCAAUGCAAGAGACAACCGGCGACAGGAUCUGGAUCGUAGGCGACAGCUUGGUCAGACGUGCCAAGCAGAGGGCGAACAUGCUCAACCACCAAGAUUUGGGAAGAGCAAGAGGGACGGUCCAAUGGCACGGUCAGGGAGGAGCGACGUUACAAGACCUUCCGCGCCUGGUGGAGAAUAGGUUGAGAUACAACCAACGAGCACCUGCGCUAGUAAUCGUGCAUUUAGGAACAAAUAACUUGGGCCUGAAUGAUGCCUUUGUGGGGAUCAUCCGUAGGAGAUACUAUCCUACCGGCAGGUCACGUAAACCCCAGGGACCUGGGGUGAUCGGAAGGAGUUACUAUCCCUCCGCUGAUCACGUGACCGGAGAUCCCUACAAUUUUGAGUUUCACUCAUGGUACAUGUACCCUUAA
Molecule: messenger RNA, 1059 nt
Organism: Strongylocentrotus purpuratus (purple sea urchin)
Lineage: Eukaryota; Metazoa; Echinodermata; Echinoidea; Camarodonta; Strongylocentrotidae
Exons: 3
Coding region: 349-1059 (236 amino acids)
Source: RefSeq, a predicted model, not a curated record